This is a messenger RNA of Acanthaster planci (crown-of-thorns starfish), 2142 nucleotides long. RefSeq names its product PARN like, ribonuclease domain containing 1 (gene pnldc1). Gene Ontology annotation, cellular component: nucleus; endoplasmic reticulum. Gene Ontology annotation, biological process: priRNA 3'-end processing; nuclear-transcribed mRNA poly(A) tail shortening; siRNA 3'-end processing. Gene Ontology annotation, molecular function: RNA binding; 3'-5'-RNA exonuclease activity. NCBI's taxonomy places the organism in Eukaryota, Metazoa, Echinodermata, Asteroidea, Valvatida, Acanthasteridae. The record is from RefSeq and is a predicted model, not a curated record.
CACAUCAAAGAAAAACCUCAAAAGAUGAAAUGGUUAAACAGAAAUACUGGGAAAAGGGGGGUGUUCAAUCUUUUCUGGUAUUCGAGAGUGGAUUCAGAAAGGGCUUGGCAGUUGUUUUUCUGUGGCUUCCUCUGUUUUCAAUUUGACAAAAAGCCGUGGUCGAAAUGGCUUUUCGGCGAAUGGGUGAAGUGGCAAAUGGGCUAAGUGGCAAAUGGGCAAAGUGGAAAUGGGCAGAGUGACUAUUUCGUCCGAUGUCCUCUUGAUUCCACUUGCGUCAAGCCGGCUGCAUGCAUAGCCACGUGCCGGCGCAACGCGGUCUAUUCGAAGUUAACAUCUUCGAACUAGCUUUGUAUUUAAGUUGUUCAUGUAGGUUACGUCCAUGUACUGUCUACUCGAGUCGAGAUAUGGCGAACAUUACAAGACACAACUUCGAGGAGCUUCUCCCUGGUAUCUUAAGCACCAUUGAAAAGUGCGAUUUCAUCGCCCUUGACACCGAGUUCACUGGAUUGCAUUUUCAUUCCGACAGCCACAACAGCCUCUUUGACACGCCACAGGAGAGGUACAGUAAGCUACGGCAGACGGCAAGUCACUUCACGCUCUGUCAGCUGGGGCUUUCGGCAUUCAUCAAAGCCCCAAGUGAGAACAGGUACUGUGCUCAUACCUACAAUUUCUACCUGUUCCCGAGGAGUUGUUCCACCGUCGAUGCAAGGUUUUACUGCCAGGCAUCCAGUAUUCAGUUUCUUUGUCAGUAUGGCUUUGACUUCAACAAGCUUUUCUAUGAAGGAGUCAGCUACCUCAGUAUGGAGGCAGAGAAAGAACUCAGGCAACAAUGUCAGGGGCAAGAGAGUAUCUUGACGAGUGACGUUGAUGACUAUUUGGUGACAAAUUUCACAUCAGCGAUAUCAGACUGGUUGCCAACCGCCAAGGAAGGAGACCAACUCAGCAUGACUAAGAUUUCUGAUGACAUAGUGUCCGUUCAGGUACAGGCAUUACUGAGGGACUGUUUCCCAACAAUUUGGACCUCACAGGUUGGCACUGGGGAGAUUCUUAUAACAAAAGUGACUCCAGAAAAAAGGGCAGCAUUGCUUGCAGAUGAAACACCUUGGAUAGAAAGGCUAUUUGUUAAGCUUGCUGGCUUCAACAAAGUCUUCAGACACAUCAGUGAGCUGAAGAAGCCUGUGAUUGGUCACAAUUUCCUGACGGACCUUCUUUUUCUGCAUUCCAAGUUCUACAAGCCGCUACCUGCCAAAUUCAAAGACUUCAAGAGGAACAUUCACAAGUUAUUCCCCCACCUGUACGACACCAAGUUCCUUAUCAUGGAAAUCCGGAAGAAUCUGGAGGAAGAAGGCCUACCAUUGGCUUCAACAAGUCUAUCCCGUGUCUAUCGUGCACUCCAUACUGACCCAAGAAAGCUGGGUGUGCCACACAUGCCUGACAUAGAAUUGGCUGAGAACUGUGCCAGAUAUGAUCAGGAAGAGCUCUUCCAUGAAGCAGGGUUUGAUGCCUACUUAGCCGGUUAUGUCUUCCUGAAAAUGGCUCACUACAUAAAAGCCAAGGAUACAAGUAUCAUGCAUCCAAAGCUGUUAACUUUCAGGAAGUACAUCCCAGCUCUGGCCCCUUAUGAGAAUAAAACCAACGUCAUCAGAGGCAGCAUACCGUAUGUGAAUAUUGCCGGGGAGGAUCCAGCCUCCAGGCGGCCUAAACUACUCUAUGUCACCUCCAGAGGGCCUUCCCCACUGCAGGCCAAGGAGCUGGCAACCUUGUUUAAUACCUACACUUCAGUAGAUGUGAAGAUGAUUGACAAGCGGCAUGCCCUGCUGGCAACAUCAAAUUACGGAGGGAGUAAAGACAUUAUGAGGGCAUUCAAGAAUGAUAAAACUAUCCACUUAGCAUACUACAAUGUUUUCCAGCAUUCCAAACCUGUACGCUAUGGACUUUGGGGUGCUGUGGCAGUCAUGGGAGCUAUCAGCCUAUGGGUGCUGCUAGGAGACCAAUCCAAGAGGCAGUGAACCCUGACUCACAGUGGAACCAAACCCCUGCUGCAGGAUAGAUAAAGAAUGCUCUCCCGUAUGACCAGCGUGCAGUAGUACCACACUAGCAAGAAGUGAAACAGGGCAUCGCAAACUCUGCAUGGAAGAACAC